Molecule: messenger RNA, 3860 nt
Organism: Thrips palmi
Lineage: Eukaryota; Metazoa; Arthropoda; Insecta; Thysanoptera; Thripidae
Gene: wtrw
Product: transient receptor potential channel pyrexia
Exons: 12
Coding region: 400-3531 (1043 amino acids)
Biological process (GO): monoatomic ion transport; transmembrane transport
Cellular component (GO): membrane
Molecular function (GO): monoatomic ion channel activity; protein binding
Source: RefSeq, a predicted model, not a curated record
AGCCGCGGACGGAGACGGGAAGGCACGGGCCGUCGCAUCAGCGAGACGCGCUUCACGUGGCGCAGGAGGCGCGGACCACGUCAAGCACCACGUCCACCACAACGGCGAGCUGCAGAGCGCCAAUCAAACGUGUCUCGUCAUCGCGAUCGCCACGGAAGUCCUUCGGCAAGACCAAGUGGAGUGCCGCCAAUGACCGGCCAAGUUCUUUGCUGAUCGCCGGCACAGAGGGGCACAGCGGGGCACAGCGGGCUCCAGUGGGUCCGGGAGUCAAGUGUGACACCGCGUACCGCGGAGUGGCAGGAGCCUAUUUCGCCAGCGUGCGCAGCGUGCAGGGACACUGUGAGUGCCACUCGCCACGCCAGCAGGACAGCCGUUCCCGCGCCGCGGCAUGCGAGCGCCAUGACGGACGAGAGCGAAGAGGACUGCCGGCGGCGUGCCCCCCGGGCCCAGAGGAGCUCGUCGGUGGGUGUGGACUCGGUGGAAGUUCUCAACCAGCUCAACCACAAGCGGGACCUGCGGGAGCUGGGGGCGCCGAGGUACAAGACGGCGGGGCCGUCCCUGUCGGAGCGAUGGCGCAGCUUCCGCCGCAAGCAGCGCGCCAUCUCGGCCAGCGUCUCGGCCAGCGACCUGGAGGGGCGCGGCGUCGACGCGGCCGAGGACGACGACAAGGCCAUCGUGCUGGACGAGAGCCCGCCCUCCGAGGACUACGGCUUCUUUGAGAGCCUGGACUGGCACAUGGAGGACGAGCUGAGCGUGCGCAUCUGCAAAGACACCAUCCGCGGCAACCUCAUGAACCAGAUGCGCGCGGCGAGCGGCGCCACCAGCCCCGUCCACAUGAGCCACAGCAACAGCGGCGCCGGCCAGCCCGCGGUCCGACUCGAGGACCUCGAGAACGGCAAGGUGCCGCCCGACGCCGUGGCAAAGGCGUUCGAGGGCCGCAGCCUGGAGGAGCGCAGCGUGGCGCUGCUGUGGGCCUGCUUCCUGGGCCGCGCCGACCUGGCCAGCGCCGUGCUCAACACGGGCGCCGACCCGCACUGGAUCGAACCCGCCGACGGCCUGGGGGCGCUCCACCUGGCCGCCUUCUCCGGAUCCGUCGAGUGCUCCAAGCUGAUGCUGUCCAAGGGCCUGGACGUCAACAAGGUGCACCGGUCCUUCGCGCCGCUGCACUGCGCCAUGUUCGGCAACGCGGUGGAGGCGGCACGGCUGCUGCUGCGGAGCGGCGCCACGCUCACGCCCAAGCACCCCCAGGUGGCGGCCCUGCACCUCGGCAAGCACCCCACCGCGUCCGCCGUGUCGCUAGCGGCGCUGUCCGUGCCUCUGGCGCCGCCCCUGGGCGACAUGGGGGCGCCCCUCGCGCCCGUCGCCUCGCUGUCCCGCGCACCCACCCCCAGCGCCAGGGACACCAACCAAGCGCAGGCCGGCCAGGCCGGCGCCCACUACGAGUGCCCCCUGCACUGCGCCGUGCGCGCGGGGGUGGGGCCCGCGGCGGGCGACUGCGUGCAGCUGCUGCUCGAGGUGGGCGCCGACCCGCGCUGUGUGGAGCCGGGCGGCGGGGGCUGGACACCGCUCCACAUCUCGGCGGACAGGGGCGCCGUCAGGAGCGUCAAGCUGCUCCUGGACGCGGGCGCGGCGCUGGACGCCACCACUUGGGAGCGCGGGCUGACGCCCCUGCACGUGGCGGCCGAGGGCGGGUGGUCCGAGGUGGUGGAGGUGCUGCUCAAGCGCGGCGCGGACGCGGGGGCGCGGACGUCGCGCAGGCAGACGCCCCUGCACCUCGCGGCCCGCGCGCAGAGCGUGGACAGCGUGGACCUGCUGCUCCGGGAGGGCAAGGGCCGCGCCGACCCCAACGCGGCCGACGCGGACCAGCGGACGCCCCUGCACGCCGCCGUGGGCAAGGCCAUCGGCGCCUACGACAUGGUCGAGGUGUUGCUGAGGUGGCAGGCCGACGUCAACGCCCCGGACCGCUACGGCUUCACGCCCCUGCACCUGGCGGCGCACAACGAGCUGUCGCAGUGCGUCGAGACGCUGCUGUACCACGGCGCCGACGUGAGCGCCAGGACCAAGGGCGGCAUCCCGGCGCUCAGCAUCAUCGCCAGGAAGACGCCCGCCUCCCUGGCCAUGCUAGGCCAGAAGCUGGACGCCGCCAUCAGCAUGCACGACCCGGAGGUGUCACACAGGGAGGUGGAGCUCAAGCUGGACUUCCGUCCGAUCCUGCAGCACUGCCACCAGGACGAAACAUCCUUCCUCAAGACGUUCGUCGACGAGGAGGGCCAGAAACACUUUCUGGAGCACCCGCUCUGCCAGGCGUUCCUGCACCUCAAGUGGCAGAAGGUGCGCAAGCUGUACGUGUUCCGCAUCGUGCUGUGGGCACUGUUCACAAUGCUGCUGACGCUCUACAUCCUGACCGCCCUGGGACACGACUGCUACAAUGAAGGCAAGAACGUUACGCUCACACCAGACUUCUGCUUGAACAACUCCAUGGUCGGGACGCUCUUGAGGGAAAAUCCUACUUUCAUAGAAAUAGAAUGGUAUAUUUUGGUGUUCCUAGCGUUAUGUGAGAUUAUGCGCAAGACUAUUUGGAUAUCAGCAUACAGUUCACCCUACCAAUAUUUAGCACAAUCCGACAACUUAAUUGAGUGGCCUGUGCUUGCAAGUGUGUUUGCUGUUUCUUUCAUAUAUUCAGGCAAAACAUAUGGGUGGCAAAAUCAUGUUGGAGCAUUCUCUGUUCUCUUUGCAUGGAUCAACCUCAUGGUGAUGAUUGGCCAAUUACCAGUGUUUGGGACUUACGUGGCAAUGUAUGUAAGGGUGCAAACCGAGGUUGCCAAACUGCUAAUGGCCUACGCCUGCCUUCUCAUUGGAUUCACUAUCACAUUCUGUGUCAUGUUUCCAGAAACACAAACUUUUUCUAAUCCUUUUGUGGGAUUCAUAAAAGUUCUAGUGAUGAUGACUGGAGAGCUGGACUUUGAGGACCUAUUAGAUGGUGAUAGCACUGGCAGUAAGCCUGCUCUGCUGCUAAGUGUGUCAGCUCACCUAACAUUUGUUCUUUUUCUCCUAUCUGUAACUGUAGUGUUAAUGAAUCUCAUGGUUGGCAUUGCUGUACAUGACAUACAGGGUCUCAAAAAGACAGCAAUUCUGUCAAAACUAGUGCGUCAAACAAACCUCAUUUCUUAUAUAGAGCGUGCUCUGUUUAAGGGAUAUUUACCCAGACAUGUACAGAAGUUAUUACGACAAUCAGCUCUUGUGUCCCCAUCUGGAUAUAGAGUUGUUUUACAUGUAAAACCAUUAAAUCCUAGAGAGGUAAGACUACCAAAGCCAGUGUUAGCAGCUGCUUACGAUGUAGCGAAACAAAGACGGAAAGGCAACCGUACAAUUUCAUCUUAUGGAUCUCAUCGACCAAUAUGGCACGGACACAAAAAUGGAUCGCAAUCACAUAUCAACCAGCUGACGCAGGAAGUGCGUGAGCUUAAAGAGACUGUGAGAGAAUUGCUAAUGACACUCAACCCAGACCAUGAAUUACUAGCAUUUAGUUAGAUAUUAAAUAAAAACCUCAAUCAAUGGGGAACAAUAGGCGCCCCACACCUGCUGUGAUAUAAAGACAAAUUAACUUUGAAAGUUAAACAAUGGAGUUAAGGUGCUACAAAUUUUGUAGGAAAUCACAUUGUUCUGAAGCAAACAUCCUAUUCAGUGAUACUUAUUGUUGUUUUUUUUUUACAAAUAAAACCUUGCAUAAGCUACAAGGAAAAAUUGUUGGUACUAUUAUUACGUUCAAGAUGAUGAUGCUGCUAACAUGAGAAAACAUGCCACCAAAGACAAUACUAUCUAAAUCUGAUCUAAUAAAAAAUAACUGGUGCUACCGUAAA